AAAAACCAAAGGAAGAGCAAGCCAAGCCAAUUCUGGAAGAAUUAGCAAGAGCUAAAGAAGAAAAGCCAGAAGUGAUCGAAGUAACAGAAACACCAACUACCAAAAUAAUAAAAAGGAAAAAGAAGCCGACCAAGAAAGGUGAGGCAACGGCGAUAAUCGAAGAGAUAAUACAGAAAACUGGAGACGAAGCCAAGAUCAUGGAGGAACAGCAGAUCGUGGAAAUUACUGAAACGCCAUUGAAGAAGGUAAUUAAGAAGAAAAAGACACGAAUCACUGAGGCUGGUGUACCAGAGGAAGUGGUGGAAGAGAUCGUUAUUGAAAAACCAAAGGAAGAGCAAGCCAAGCCAAUUCUGGAAGAGUUAGAAAGAGCUAAAGAAGAAAAGCCAGAAGUAAUCGAAGUAACAGAAACACCAACUACGAAAUUAAUAAAAAGGAAAAAGAAGCCGACCAAGAAAGGUGAGGCAACGGUGAUAAUAGAAGAGAUUAUACAGAAAACUGGAGAUGAAGCCAAGAUCAUGGAAGAACAGCAGAUCGUGGAAAUUACUGAGACGCCAUUGAAGAAGGUAAUCAAAAAGAAAAAGACACGAAUCACUGAGGCUGGUGUACCACAGGAAGUGGUGGAAGAGAUCGUCAUUGAAAAAUCAAAGGAAGAGCAAGCCAAGCCAAUUAUGGAAGAAUUAGCAAGAGCUGAAGAAGAAAAGCCAGAAGUCAUCGAAGUAACAGAAACACCGACUACGAAAAUAAUAAAAAGGAAAAAGAAGCCAACCAAAAAAGGGGAGGCAACUGUGAUAACACAAGAGAUUAUACAAAAAACUAGAGAUGAAGCCAAGAUCAUGGAGGAACAGCAGAUCGUGGAAAUUACUGAAACGCCAUUGAAGAAGGUAAUUAAGAAGAAAAAGACACGAAUCACUGAGACUGGUGUACCAGAGGAAGUGGUGGAAGAGAUCGUUAUUGAAAAACCAAAGGAAGAGCAAGCCAAGCCAAUUAUGGAAGAAUUAGCAAGAGCUAAAGAAGAAAAGCCAGAAGUCAUCGAAGUAACAGAAACACCAACAACGAAAAUAAUAAAAAGGAGAAAGAAGCCAACCAAGAAAGGUGAGGCAACUGUGAUAACAGAAGAGAUUAUACAGAAAACUGGAGAUGAAGCCAAAAUCAUGGAAGAACAGCAGAUCGUGGAAAUUAUUGAAACGCCAUUGAAGAAGGUAAUCAAAAAGAAAAAGACACGAAUCACUGAGGCUGGUGCACCAGAGGAAGUGGUGGAAGAGAUCGUUAUUGAAAAACCAAAGGAAGAGCAAGCCAAGCCAAUUCUGGAAGAAUUAGCAACAGCUAAAGAAGAAAAGCCAGAAGUGAUCGAAGUAACAGAAACACCAACUACGAAAAUAAUAAAAAGGAAAAAGAAGCCGACCAAGAAAGGUGAGGCAACGGUGAUAACCGAAGAGAUAAUACAGAAAACUGGAGAUGAAGCCAAAGUCAUGGAGGAACAGCAGAUCGUGGAAAUUACUGAAACGCCAUUGAAGAAGGUAAUUAAGAAGAAAAAGACACGAAUCACUGAGGCUGGUGUACCAGAGGAAGUAUUGGAAGAGAUCGUUAUUGAAAAACCAAAGGAAGAGCAUGCCAAGCCCAUUCUGGAAGAGUUAAAAAGAGCUAAAGAGGAAAAGCCAGAAGUGAUCGAAGUAACAGAAACACCAACU
Vespula pensylvanica (western yellowjacket) is the source of this 1688-nucleotide messenger RNA. Its product is annotated as probable serine/threonine-protein kinase kinX. NCBI's taxonomy places the organism in Eukaryota, Metazoa, Arthropoda, Insecta, Hymenoptera, Vespidae. The transcript has a single exon. The annotation marks the transcript as partial. The record is from RefSeq and is a predicted model, not a curated record.